Antechinus flavipes (yellow-footed antechinus) is the source of this 1844-nucleotide messenger RNA. It is a transcript of the gene ANKRD1, whose product is annotated as ankyrin repeat domain 1. Gene Ontology annotation, biological process: positive regulation of transcription by RNA polymerase II. The transcript is spliced from 9 exons. Gene Ontology annotation, molecular function: protein binding; transcription cis-regulatory region binding. Gene Ontology annotation, cellular component: nucleus. Lineage: Eukaryota; Metazoa; Chordata; Mammalia; Dasyuromorphia; Dasyuridae. The coding region runs from base 84 to 1034 and encodes 316 amino acids. The record is from RefSeq and is a predicted model, not a curated record.
UAAUUUGUUAGUGGGUCUCAGCAGAACUGACUUAAAGGUGUCAUCUAGUAAGACUGUUGUCUAAAAACCAAGGACUGGUAAAGAUGAUGAUGCUUAAUGUAGAGGAACUGGUGACAGGGAAGAAAAAUGACAACAGGGAGACCAGGGACUUCCUCCCAGAGGACUUCAGAAAUGGAGAAUAUGAAGCUGCUGUGACUUUGGAAAAGCAUGAGGACCUCAAGACACUUCCAAGACAUUCAUUGAUCUGGGAAAGUCAGAAUGAGAAACAGCUAGAGGCAGAGCUCAAGAAGAAAAAACUGGAACAAAGAUCAAAGCUUGAAAAUUUACAAGACCUUGAAACUAUCAUUCAAUUAAAGAAAAGAAAAAAGUACAAGAAAAUCAAAGUUCCCGUUUUAAAGGAACCUGAACCAGAAAUUAUAACAGAACCUGUGGAUGUGCAGAAGUUUCUGAAGGCUGCAUUGGAGAAUAAGCUGCCAGUAAUUGAAAAAUUUUUAUCUGACAAGAAGGAUCCAGAUGCAUGUGAUGAAUACAAACGGACAGCUCUUCACCGAGCAUGCUCCCAAGGACAUUUGGCCAUCGUGGAAAAGUUAGUGAAUUCUGGAGCCCAAAUUGAAUUCCGUGAUAUGCUGGAGUCCACUGCUGUUCACUGGGCAUGUCGUGGUGGGAACCUGGAUGUUCUGAAGUUUUUGCUAAACAAAGGAGCGAACGUCAAUGCUCGAGAUAAGCUGCUCAGUACACCUCUGCAUGUGGCUGUGAGGACCGGGCGGUAUGAGUGUGGGGAGCAUCUCAUCGCAUGCGAAGCUGACCUUAAUGCCAGAGACCGGGAAGGAGACACACCUCUGCAUGAUGCUGUCAGGCUGAACCGUUACAAAAUGAUAAGACUGCUGAUUAUGUAUGGAGCAAAUCUGAAUGCCAAAAAUUGCGAUGGGAAAACGCCAAUGGAUCUCGUUCUUCAAUGGCAGAAUGGUACGAAGGCAAUAUUUGACAGUCUUAAGGAGAACUCCUACAAAUCCUCUCGCAUAUCCACAUUCUAAAGGAGGCAACAGUCGUCAUUCUUUUGAGAGUGGACUCCCCCUUCCCCCCCCGGAAAUCUAUUUCGCUUUACAUACCUAGUUCUAAAGCGUUAAAGUGCUAAAAUGUGAAUAAGAUACACACAUAAUUUGAAGGAAAAAAACCUGACAUGUAAAAAUUCCAUUUAGGUCAAUGUGAAUUUGCUCUAUUUAUUUGUCUUAUUUAUUCCUAUUUAUUUAUUUGAUUGCUAGUGAGAGCCACAGAUUUCAAGAUCGCUGCUUUGGCGAUCAAAGCUUAAUUAUUGUGUAGAAUUUCCAGAGAGUUCCGGUACAUAGUUGCUAAAUCUAAUUAGCCAGCAGCAUUACAAACGCCCAUUGAUAUUAGACAGUGGCCAUUUUCCUGGCCAACGUAAGUGUAAGGAACUUCAAGGCGGGCAUUAUAGUCUGUUUUCUCUCCUGAAGUUUUGCUGCUGGAGCUAAAUCCAGCAAAAAAGAAAGAAAGAUAAAAAGAAAAAAGACAGUGAAAGGAGACUGGUUGAGAAGGGAAAGGAAAGGGAAUAGUCAAAAGCCGUUAAGCUCUUUGGACUGGACUGACUUGUAUUUUGACAAAGUCCAGGGAAUCUGUAGUGAGAUGAAGGGAGUGUUGCAUUCAGAGAGGGUCGUGAAUGUGCGCGUGAGGCAGGGAAAGGGAACAAAGGCAAUGUAUUAUAUUCCACGGGGCAUGUAACACAAAACUGGAGAAUGUGCACCCAAAUUGUAAAUGUGUAAAUUUCUGUUGCUUUGUAUGUACAUUUUGUAUUCGUAAUUACAAUAAACUUGAAAGCUCUUGUAGAA